Messenger RNA from Medioppia subpectinata, 1026 nucleotides. NCBI's taxonomy places the organism in Eukaryota, Metazoa, Arthropoda, Arachnida, Sarcoptiformes, Oppiidae. The record is from the annotation of a GenBank genome assembly.
CGUGUAGUGUUGGGCGCCUUUCAGUCGGUACUGUUUCCCGCGUGCUAUGCACUGGUGGCCAAAUGGACGCCCGAACACGAGCGCAGUGUAGUGCUAUCCCUACCGUUAAUUGGCGGCAAUAUUGGCACAAUUGUCACGUCAGCCCUAACCGGUUAUUUGACCGAGGAGGGUUUUGCCGGCGGCUGGCCAUCGGUUUUUUACGUAUCAGCUAUAAUGACUAGUGUUUUAAUGUUAAUAUGGAUAGUAUUAGUGCAAAGUGAGCCGCACCACCAUCGUUGGAUGACCCAUAAUGAACUAAAAAUAAUUAACCCAGUUCGUUACGCUAAUAUCAACAACAAUGUUAAUAGUAAAACAACUGCUAGUAAUGGUAUAGCGGGUGUACCGGCAAAACAGCGCACAUCUGUGCCGUGGCUUAAGAUAUUCACAUCACUACCGGUGCUGUCGUUAAUUGUGGUCAAGUUUACCAUCAAUUGGAUAUCCAUAAUGUUUUUGUUGAAAUUGCCCUCAUAUUUAAAAGUCGUAUUCAAUUAUUCAGCUGAACAGAAUGGGUUUAUUAAUGCUGGUGUAAAUGUAACUGUGCCUAUUGGAUUAUUUAUUGGUGGUUAUGUAUCGGAUUAUUUGAUCAGUAAAAAGCAUUACGAUAAAACAUUAAUACGAAAAAUAUUUCAAUCAUUGGCCACGUUUGGAUCGGCCGCCUGUUUAGCAGUCAUACCAUUAGGUGUGUUUCUAUACGGAUUACGUGGUGGUGGCGAUGUACCGGUUGAUGCAGACAUGACACUGCAAUACGUGGGAACAGUGUUCGCGAUUGCAAACUCCAUAGCAUUCACAUGCGGUAUAAUCACACCACUAGUAAUCGGGGUAAUAGUGGGCGACGGGACAGAACACGUGCGCCGGCAGUGGGCGUACGUGUUCUACAUGUCGGCCGCGCUUAACGUUUUUGGCGGACUUGUGUUCGUUGUGUUCGGUUCGGCCAAACAGCAGGAGUGGGACAAACAGCCCGUUAGACAUAGUAUUGAACUUAGCCAA